GCAUUUCAGAUGUUGAAAAAUGAUGUCCCAUUGCAACCCGCGGCGACUCCUGUGGGACGGAGAGGCGAGCUCGACGAAAUUGUUCUAGCUAACAACCGUCUCAAUCCCACAUUUCAAAAGGCUCCUCCAAAUUUCAUCGAGUCAGAUCUCAAACACCUAGAGAUCAUUUCUACAACACCGAAAACAGCAGUAAAACACAAUGCAGCGCACUCCGAACACUGUUGAGGAACAGCUUCUCUUAAAAUCAAUCAAGGAGGAGUGCCCUUGGGAGAAUCUCCCGAAACGGCUCCAAGCAACUCUUACUUCCAAAGAAGAAUGGCACAAGAGAGUUAUAGACCACUGCAUAAAAAAACGUCUCCAGUGGGACGCUUGUUUUGCCCGCAAAGUAUGCAAAGAAGCGGAAUAUUAUGAAGAGAUGAUGCGUUACUUGCGUAAGAAUCUAGCGCUAUUUCCUUAUCACCUUGGGGAGUAUGUGUGUCGAGUAAUGAGGGUCUCACCUUUCAGAUAUUACUGUGAGAUGAUAUUUGAGGUUAUGAAAAAUGAGCAACCAUACGACAGCAUCCCAAAUUUCAGUGCUGCAGAUGCCUUAAGACUUACAGGAAUAGGAAGAAAUGAGUUCAUUGACAUCAUGAACAAGUGUAGAUCCAAGAAAAUUAUGUGGAAGCUGAACAAAUCAAUUGCAAAAGAACUAUUACCUACACAGCCUGUAGACUUUCCAAUUGAACCCUGGUGGGGAGUUUGCCUUGUUAACUUUACAUUGGAAGAAUUUAAGAAACUAAGCGAAGAAGAAAUGGCUACCAUAGACAAAGUCUGUAAGGAGGAAGCAAAUUCAUUUGUUCUUUUUGAUCCAGAAGUUGUAAGGGGUCUUUUCCGACGAGGAUUGAUCUACUUUGAUGUCCCUGUUUAUCCCGAUGACAGAUUUAAAGUUUCCAGGCUGGAAGGGUUCGUUUCAAACAGAGAACAGUCCUAUGAAGACCCUAUUGAAGAGUUACUGUAUGCUGUUUUUGUCGUUUCAAGUGAGAAUGCAACUGUUGCUGAAUUGGCUGCAACAUUACAAGCUGAUCUUUCUCAGCUGCAGGCUGCAGCAUCAUUUGCUUGUCGGCUGGGUUGGGCUGUAAAAGUAAUUGAUCCUGCGUCUGUUCUUCAGGAAUCGAGCUUACCUGGCUCUCCUAGUAAUAUACUCAGUGAUGAUGAAGAUGGUUCUCAUGCAAGUGUAAACUCAGCAAACAUGUCUGCUGACAGCAAUGCUGUUCCACAAGGAGAGGGUCCUGGGCAAGAAAACCAGCGAGCAAGUUCUGGUCCUGCUCGUCUUGCUUUUGUUGUUGAUGCUAAUAUAACAUCCUAUCUGAUGAUGGGAUCACUUUCGCCAGGCUUAAAGUCACAUGCCGUGACACUAUAUGAAGCGGGAAAACUAGGAGAUGCUAGCAUUGCAGAACUUUGCAAGGAUCUGACUACAUUGGAAGGAAGCAAAUUUGAGGGAGAACUGCAGGAAUUUGCCAAUCAUGCAUUUAGUCUUCGAUGUGUACUGGAGUGCCUGCAAUCGGGUGGGGUAAGAACUGAUGUAACUGUUGAAGAAGCUCGUGGUACAAUGGAAGUGCCAUCUUCGGUCGCUGAUGAGGCUACUUCUCUAGUAGCUGAUAUCAGUAUAACUGGGGAAUCUGGUGACUCAGGCACACAUGAAGUACUUGGCAAUGAGUAUCCUUUGGAUUUAAUGCAAUCUGGCACGGCUCAGGCUGGUGAGACUCCCAUUGAAUCAUUUUCCGGAAGCAUUGGUCAUGAAUCUGCUCCAGCCACCUUCUCAGAAACUGCCGUGGGCUCAAAUGAAGAUAUCGAUCCUGCAAAUGAUUUCCAGGGUGAUGGGAAUUUGAUGUCCUUAGAUGGUCCAAACACUGGAAAAGGCAUUUUAAAGAGAAAAAGGCAGUAUCAUGUUAAUAUUCUUCGCUGUGAAAGCUUGGCUGCUCUUGCACCUGCAACCUUAGACCGGUUAUUUCAUCGCAACUAUGAUAUUGUUGUAUCUAUGGUUCCUCUUCCUUCUUCAUCAGUUUUACCUGGACCAACAGGACCUAUCCACUUUGGUCCACCCUCUUAUUCCUCCAUGACACCAUGGAUGAAACUGCUAUUGUAUUCAGAUGUGGGUAAUGGCCCCCUAUCAGUUGUUUUAAUGAAAGGACAAUGUUUGCGAUUGCUUCCUGCACCAUUGGCGGGUUGCAGAAAAGCCAUAAUAUGGUCCUGGGAUGGGUCGAUAGUGGGAGGAUUGGGGGGCAAGUUCGAAGGGAACUUGGUCAAUGGAAAUAUACUUUUACACUGUUUAAACUCGCUUCUCAAGUACUCGGCUGUGCUUGUGCAGCCCCUGAGCAAAUAUGAUCUUGAUGAGUUUGGAAGGACCAGCACAAUUGAUAUUCCAUUGCCCCUGAAUAAUUCUGAUGGUUCAGUUGCAGAUGUAGGGAAAGAGAUGGGACUAUCUACAGAGGAAAAUACGAAGUUAAAAAUGCUAUUGAAUGAUCUCUCAAAUAAGUUAGAAUUAUGGACAAUUGGCUAUAUUAGGCUAUUGAAGCUGCAUAAGGAAAGAGAAUCCGAUUACUUUUCCACUGACAAUGAAGAGUAUGAAUGGGUUCCUUUGAGUCUGGAAUUUGGGGUUCCACUUUUCAGUCCAAAAUUAUGCAGUCACAUUUGUGAGAGGGUGGUCUCAUCGCACUUACUUCAAAUGGAUUCACUUCACGAACAUCAUGAUGCAAUGCAUAGUUUAAGAAAAAAAUUGCGGGAAGUUUGUGCAGAGUACCAAGCAACAGGUCCUACUGCAAAGAUCUUAUACCAAAGGGAACAGGCAAAGGAACCAUCACAUCAGCUUAUGAACUAUGCUAGUGGAAGGUGGAAUCCAUUAGAACCUUCAACUCCAAUUUCUGGGACCUUAAGUGACCAUCAGAGGCUCAAACUUGCGAAUCGGCAGCGUUGUCGCACUGAAGUUUUAAGCUUUGAUGGUAGCAUUCUCAGGUCGUAUGCUCUCACUCCUGUAUAUGAGGCUGCAACAAGGCCCAUUGAAGAGUCAACCUCAACAGCACCAGUAAAACCCGAGUCAGAGGAUGCCGAUAGCAGAGAAGUUGUCCUGCCUGGGGUUAAUCUCAUCUUUGAUGGAUCCAGCUUGAGCCCAUUCGAUAUAGGUGCUUGUUUGCAGGCUCGUCAACCAGUCUCCUUAAUAGCAGAGGCAUCAGCAGCUUCCGCCUCCCAGCAGACUAGGUUGUGGUGAUUGGACAUUUUGUGAGGGUAGAUGUAGAAGUAAACAUGGUGGUGGGCCUGGUAACCAAAUAUUGGUUGCUGUCCAGCUGGUCUCACUGUCUACUGCAUGCUUGUUUGGUUCAGCCGCUUCCUCGGGGCAGGCUAACAAGUAAGGUGGUGUUAUGGAUUCAAUUCUUUGCUGCCCGAUGUUUAUUCAAAUUUCGUGCCAUGUGUUGAUCAUUGAGAUUUGUUUGUAAGUAAUCUGCAGCAGCACUCUUGCUGAGUUUCUCUGAAGCUUUGAAGAAAGCCCAUCUCCCUCGUAUGGGGGGAGUGCGCACACACCCAAGGAUGUUUACAGCCUUAAAUUGAAAUUCCAGAUUUUUGUGCUGU
Messenger RNA from Magnolia sinica, 3603 nucleotides. RefSeq lists its product as uncharacterized. The transcript has 12 exons. Lineage: Eukaryota; Viridiplantae; Streptophyta; Magnoliopsida; Magnoliales; Magnoliaceae. Bases 200 to 3244 code for a protein of 1014 amino acids. The record is from RefSeq and is a predicted model, not a curated record.